AUGAUCACAACUGGACUUAUUCUCCACACUUACCCUCUCAGUCGCAUACUCAUUUCGUCCUCCACCCUAGCCGCCACCAACUCCUAUGCGCUAACCAUUUUCAACCAAGCAAGCAAUCCAACAAUUUUCCUGUUCAACACCCUAAUCUCAUCAUCCCUUGCUAGGAAAGAUGAUCAAGUUCACUUUUCUUUAGCUCUUUACACUCGUAUUCUCACUCAAACCACUCUCAAGCCCAAUAAUUACACUUACCCAUCUCUUUUUAAGGCUUGUAGUUCUCAACCAUGGCUUCAAAAUGGCCGUGCCUUGCACACCCAUGUCUUGAAAUUCCUUGAACCACCUUAUGAUCAUUUUGUUCAAGCCUCGUUGCUUAAUUUCUACUCCAGGAGUGGCGAAUUGGGGGUUUCAAGAUUCCUCUUUGAUCAAAUCACAAGACCGGAUUUAGCUUCUUGGAACUCCAUACUUACAGCUUAUGCCCAUAAUACUUCUGUUCAAUAUGAAGCCAGUCUUGAUAAUGCUUAUGAUAACACUAAUUUGUCAUUGGAAGUUUUGCUUUUGUUUAAUCAAAUGCAGAAAUCUUUGGCUAGUCUUAAUGAGGAAGAGAAGGAAGAUGCACUUUCAUACCAUAGUGAAAGGUUAGCCAUUGCUUAUGCUCUUAUUGCAUCUGUUUCUGGUUCCCCUAUUAGAAUUAUAAAGAACCUAAGGGUUUGCAGUGACUGCCAUGCAGCUACUAAGCUUAUAUCAAGGAUUUAUGAGAGGGAAAUUAUAGUAAGAGAUAGAUCUAGGUUUCAUCACUUCAGAAAUGGGACUUGUUCUUGUUUGGAUUAUUGGUAG
Messenger RNA from Nicotiana attenuata, 831 nucleotides. RefSeq names its product pentatricopeptide repeat-containing protein At5g43790-like. Gene Ontology annotation, biological process: RNA modification. Gene Ontology annotation, molecular function: RNA binding; protein binding; zinc ion binding. The record is from RefSeq and is a predicted model, not a curated record. The coding region runs from base 1 to 831 and encodes 276 amino acids. NCBI's taxonomy places the organism in Eukaryota, Viridiplantae, Streptophyta, Magnoliopsida, Solanales, Solanaceae. The transcript has 2 exons.